CCUGAGCUCAACAACAACACAUCUGCAGCAGAGCAGCAGCUGGAGAAGCAUUUAGAGCAAAAAUCAGUGGAGCUGAUAUUAACUACAGAGGCGAGGGAACAGCUGAUGAUGAGUACUGCUCAGACUGAAACAACACUGGAGGCCCUGCAGUGCCACUUCACCUGGGAUCUGGACCAAAGCAGGUCCAAACUUCUCCGUCUCAAGGACAAGGUGGAGGACAUCGGCACGUUGGAGGGAAACAGUUGGCUGGGUCACAUAUACAACCUGCGGGGGUUCAUCCAGUCCAAGCUGGGGUUCACCGAUGAUGCCAGGAGUCUCUUCAGCAGGGCUGCAGAGGCCUUCCGCAAGAUGAGAAACACCGUCUCAGAUGAGGGUCCCUGGUUGGUGGUGAACUAUGGGAACCAGGCUUGGCUGCACCACCUCCAGGGAGAACAUGCAGAGAGUCAGGCUUACCUCUCAAAGGUCGAUGCCCUGAUGAAAGAAUAUCCAUCUCCAUCGCAGGACGAGCUCCAUCCAGAGAUCUACGCUGAAAAAGCCUGGACUCUCAUGAAGUUCGGCAAAGACAAAAAGCUGUUGGCUGCAGAUUACUUCCAGAGAGCCAUCAGGAUGCAGCCGGACAUGGUGGAGUGGCAGACCAGCCAUGUGUUAGGGUUAGUGACUAGUUUCAAGCACAGCAGCACAGGGCUAGACGCUGACAUCCUGGAGAAAAUGAGAAACGCCAAGGAACAGGACCCAGAGAACCUGUACCUCGCUGUUUACUACCUUGAGCAACUUGCUAAGAAAGGAGAUAUAGUCGAAGAUGAAGCGCGUGAACUGGCCAAACAGGUUCUGAGAAAUCCUGUUGGCAGUUACAGUGGUAUGAAAGCAUUACUGAGAGUUUACAGAAACUACGUCUCUAUUGAUGAGGCUGUUGAUUUGGCAGAGGAGGCUCAGGGAAAACAUCCAGACAAACGUUAUCUGAAGAGGUGUUUAGCACUCUGCUACAAAUGGAAGAUCAUUUAUUUCAGGGAGAGUCGCCCAAAGCAAAGCAUGAUAGACAGCGCCAUCAGGCUCCACGAGGAGGUGAUUUCUCUUUACCCCCAUUCUUCCUUUAUUAAGAGAAUAGACCUCGCAAAUAUUUACGCAAAGUCAAAACGCGGCCUGGCUACAGCUGAGCAGAUGUACCAGGAGCUGCUGAAGCGUGAUCUGGAACCUGAAGACAAACAGCUGCUUUACAACAACUAUGCAAAAUUUCUGAACUUUGAUCGACAGGAGCGACAAAGGUCGAUACAAUAUCACAUGAAGGCAGCAGCGAUACCGCGAGAGUCGUUCUAUCGGGAGAACAGCAUCAAAGUUCUGCAGAAGAUUAAAGACAGGAGCAGGGGCCGAAUGUGUAGGGACAUAGAGGAGUUUCUGGCCAACCUUCAAGAGCCGUAGUGUUUUUAACAAAACAUAGGUAUUCCACUACCGAACAAAUCUGUACAUACUCUUUCAUUUGAUUACAUCAACAUUAGGUAAACUUGCAGAAAUAACUUGUGCAAAUUGAGGAAAAGGGGUCCCCUACUCUGAAGAUAGAAAGUGAAGUCUGAUUGAUUGAUGUGAUAAAUUAUUAGUCAGUGGCUGAUUUACCAUGAAAUCUCACCAUCAGAAACGUUGGUGCGAUCAGACCUUAGAUUGAUCAGAAAGAUUCGACUUCCACGCUUUUGAAAAGGUCAAACAUCGUUUAAGAAAGAUACAAUUUUUGAAGGAACACCGUUCAGACAUUUGACCAGUGCGCAAACUCAAACCUUUAAGAUUGGUCGCACCAACAUGUAAAACAGCUAAAUCAGUUCAUUUUAAUGAAAUUUACUUGCAGGGGUGAA
Molecule: messenger RNA, 1841 nt
Organism: Seriola dumerili (greater amberjack)
Lineage: Eukaryota; Metazoa; Chordata; Actinopteri; Carangiformes; Carangidae
Product: interferon-induced protein with tetratricopeptide repeats 1-like
Exons: 2
Coding region: 106-1416 (436 amino acids)
Biological process (GO): defense response to virus
Cellular component (GO): cytosol
Molecular function (GO): protein binding
Source: RefSeq, a predicted model, not a curated record